AUGUUGGAUAGCGAAGAGGAGGAGAAGAAGAAGAGCGGGACCAAGUCGCCGCCGAAGACGCCGGCGUCCAAGGCGCCGCUCGCGCGCCACACUGGCGGCGGCAGCGGCAGCUGUGAGCUCCGUGUGGUGGAGCGCGUCAUGCGCAAGGAGUCGGGGACGUCCACGAUGCUCACGCGCACAAACUACAUGGAAUGGGCGCUCGUGAUGCAGGUCAAGCUGCAGGUCGCCCGCGUCUGGUCCGCGGUGACCGAGGACGCCGCCGACGAGUGCGACGGCUGGCGCGCGCUACAGAUCAUCCUCACCGGCGUUCCGCCGGAGUUGAUGCUGGUGCUGGCCGCGAAGGACUCGGCAAAGAAGGCGUGGGAGACCAUCAAGACGCUCCACAUGGGGAGCGAACGGGCUCACGAGGCCAAGGCGCAGGUGCGCCGCCGCGAGUUCGAGGAUCCACGCUUCAAAGACGGCGAGUCCGUCGAGGACUUCGGGCUGCGACUUGUCGGCCUCGUCUCCGACCUGGAGCUGUAUGGUGAUCCCGUGACGGAGCACAAGGCGGUCCAGAAGUUCCUUCGCGUGGUGUCGUGGAAAUAUCGUCAGAUGGCAAUGGCAAUCGAGAGCCUCGUCGAUCUGAAGACGAUGACCAGCGGGAGCUCGUCGGGCGUUUCUUGGCAUAUGAAGAUCAUUACGAUCUCGACGAUGCGGGGCAGUCCGGCGGCCGCCUGCUCUUCACGUGAGGAGUGGCUCGCCCACGAGCGACGGCUAGGUUGGGGCGGGUCGUCGUCCGGUGGCGGCGGCGGCAAGAACAAGUCGCCGGGCAAGCCCAAACCUCACGGCGGUGGCGGUGGCAGACUUGCGUCGGGCAGCGGCGGCGCGGGAGGAUCCGGCGGCUCUGGCGGGAAAAAGAAAGGCAAGUGCCAUUACUGCAACAAGCUGGGCCACUGGAAAAAGGAAUGCUGCACCCGGAUCAAGGACGAGGAUGAGAAAGGCAAGCAGGGCCAAGCACAUCUUGUCCGCGACGGCGACGAGCACCAUGAGGGUCUCAUGAUGGCCACGGUCACCAUGGGUGUUAUGACCAGCAUAGUGGCGCCCCAACAAGUGCAUUUGAAUGAACAGAAGGUCUACCCAGAGAGCUCGCCGCCGGGGGUGUGGUACUUCGAUAUAGGCGCAACCAGUCACAUGAAGGGCGAGCGUGGGAUGUUUACAACUCUUGAUGAGUCAGUACAAGGCAGUGUGAAGUUUGGAGAUGGCUCUCAUGUUGCGAUCCGAGGCAGGGGUUCAGUCAUUUUCAGAGGACAAAGUGCUAAUCAGCGUGCAUUGUCAGAGGUAUAUUUCAUUCCAAGUCUCAACAGCAACAUAAUUUAUGUGGGUCAGUUGGAUGAAGGGGGGUGCAAGAUAGAGAUACAUGAGGGUCUGAUGACGAUCUACGAUCCUGGACGGCGCAUGAUGGCUCGUGUCCGGCGCUCCCGCAGCCGCCUAUACACUGCAGCCCUCACCAUUGAUGCUCCAAUCUGCCUUCUAACGAAGAGCGACGAUGUGACCUGGCGUUGGCAUGCUAGGAUGGGACAUCUCCACUUUAGAGCACUGCGUACUAUGUCCUCCAAGUGA
This is a messenger RNA of Aegilops tauschii subsp. strangulata, 1599 nucleotides long. RefSeq lists its product as uncharacterized. Gene Ontology annotation, molecular function: zinc ion binding; nucleic acid binding. Lineage: Eukaryota; Viridiplantae; Streptophyta; Magnoliopsida; Poales; Poaceae. The record is from RefSeq and is a predicted model, not a curated record.